Molecule: messenger RNA, 312 nt
Organism: Akanthomyces muscarius
Lineage: Eukaryota; Fungi; Ascomycota; Sordariomycetes; Hypocreales; Cordycipitaceae
Exons: 5
Coding region: 1-312 (103 amino acids)
Source: RefSeq, a predicted model, not a curated record
AUGUUACUGGAAUUUCUCUUCAAUAUACCAAGCGGCCGCAAGCGGCUGCCUAUCGGGGAGUUAGUCAAGCAAGUACCAGUUCGCAACGGACAGAUGAUUUGUUCUCAGCCGGCGCCACCAGCCACCGGGGCUGACCAGUACGAGCAGCAUGCACCGCGACGCCUAGCCCCGCUUUCAGUGGCUCGAGAGUGCCGGGACAGCUCCGGAAGCAUGGUCUGCGACCGGGUGCGACAUCAUCGACUUCAAGCUUCUCCUGGCCACAAGUCAGUGCUCGUUGCUGCAGCUCGCGAUUGCGUGGCUCCCUUUUCAUAG